This is a messenger RNA of Rhinolophus ferrumequinum (greater horseshoe bat), 3877 nucleotides long. Its product is annotated as adenylate kinase isoenzyme 1. The transcript has 5 exons. Gene Ontology annotation, cellular component: cytosol; cytoplasm. Bases 356 to 964 code for a protein of 202 amino acids. Gene Ontology annotation, molecular function: AMP kinase activity; ATP binding. Gene Ontology annotation, biological process: nucleoside triphosphate biosynthetic process. The record is from RefSeq and is a predicted model, not a curated record. NCBI's taxonomy places the organism in Eukaryota, Metazoa, Chordata, Mammalia, Chiroptera, Rhinolophidae.
AGCACAGCUGGCUCUAAGGGCUCAAGGAAGAGGGGAAAUUUAAGCUGGGCCCAGCAGGAUGCAUACAAGUUGGCUAAGCAAAGGUGGAGGGAAGCAAGACACCAAAAUUCCACCAUAAACUACAGCACCCCGUAGACAUGGCCGGUAGUCGUGGACACUCACUUAGUCCUCACCCUCUACUAUAUGUCAGGAACUGUAAAUUACUAGAAAUAUAGAAAUAUAGGCACAAGUGAGACAGAAAUAGUCCUUGUCCUCAUGGAGUACAGUCUGGCAGGGAGACAAAGAAGAAAAAGUACACAAAGUCAUUACUGAUCGUGGCCUUUGCUGUGGAGGAAAUUGGGUUCUGACACAGGGGAUGAUGAUGGAGAUGCUCAAGUCCCCCCUGAUCAUCUUUGUGAUGGGUGGGCCAGGCUGUGGCAAAGGCACGCAGUGCAAGAACAUGGCGACAAAGUAUGGCUUCUGCCAUGUGGGGCUGGGCCAGCUGCUGCGGCAGGAGGCCCAACGCGGUACCCGGCGGGGCCAGAAGAUUCGUGAAAUCAUGCUACGGGGGCUCCUGGUGCCCACGGGUAUCAUCCUAGAUAUGAUCAAUGACAAAAUGCUGUCCUGCCCAGAGAGCCGGGGCUUCCUCAUCGAUGGCUUCCCUCGGGAGCUGAUUCAAGCUAAGGAAUUCGAGCGCAUUGUGGGCCGGCCCCCUGACGUCGUCAUGGUGUUUGACUGCUCCAUGGAGACGAUGGUCCGCAGAGCGCUGCACCGAGGCCAGGUGGAGCACCGGGGGGAUGACUGUGAGCCGGCCAUCCUCCAGCGCCUGGAGACGCACUACACCCUGUGUGAGCCUGUCUUCACCUUCUACCAGCAGAAGAACCUGCUCCGAAACAUCUUGGCAGAAGAAGCUCCAGAAAACAUUUUUGCUAAGUGCUGCUCUGUCAUCGAAAGCCUGCAGAGACUGGAGGGGGUUGGGGGCUGAUGCUCCCCUUACCCCCAAACCCACACAGGGCUCAGAAGAGGGGGCACAGGGCCUGCAAGGUAUGGCAUCUGAGGGGAGCCUGGGGUUCUCAGCUAACCACACGACCCCAGAGCAACAGCACGCCCCUUCCUGGCCCACAGUGCCACAGGGUGGGCUGAGGGCCACCAACACACUCCCACAGGGGCAGCUUCCUAGAGCCGUGGAAGGCCUCGAGAUGUGAAGAGCCCCACCUAGAGGCGGCACUGUUGCUGGCUCCUGCUUGGUGCUGCCAUUUAAGCCCCCGGGCCCAGGCACUGACUCUGAAUGUGCAAAGUGAUUUUUAAGUGUUGGUAUUCAAGCGUAAAUCCAAAAGGAACAGUGUUGCCACACUGUGUGCCUCAAGGUGACUGUCCCUGGGCCAGGCAGUUCAAGUGGGCCCCCAGUUCACCCUGCCAUCUCAUCCUUGGCAGGCCACGGCGUGCCGGCAAGCACUGGGACUGGCACCCUUUCCUUAUCAGGCCCGGUUUCCACGUCAGCGCUCACUAAUGAACCAGGCCACAGCGAGGCAUGUAGUAAGGCUGGGCCGGCUCCCGGGAGGCAGGGCCCGGGUUUGCUGUGGUGGCAGGCUGCAUCCAUGGGAACGCCUGCCCCCAAGGACCAUCCUCGGUGGGGAGGGAGCCUGCAGCACCAGGCCAGGCAGGCUGCUUCUCCUUUCCUGCAAGGCAAAACCCCAGGGCAGAGUCUUUGGAGGCCUGUACCCCAUUCUCUUUGGCCAAGUCUUGUUCUUCUAUAAACACACUGCGGCCAGCACGCAGUUUUAGACAAAAAGCACUUUAUUUAACAAAAACAAAAACAAAAAAAAUGGGGGGAGGGGGAAAAAGUUAUAGGAAAGCACAACGCCGCGCCUGCAGAAAACUAUUUUCUCUUAUAAUUCUGUUUUCUUAAAAACAAAGAAAAAACACAACACAAAGCUUGUAACUUCCAAUCACUGUUAUCAGGCUUGUACAACAUCUAUAAAGAACAAACAUCUGCUUCAAAACUCUACGGGGUGGAGAGACAGAGAGAAAGAGAGACGGCACCCAGCAGACAUGGGGAGGUUUUGUUAUCAUUUAUUUGUGAAGUUAAAAACGAGCGAUAAAAAGUAAAAACUGCCAUACAAUUUUUUUGUUUUGUUCUCAAUUUGUUUUCAGUUUCAAUGUCCUCUUGAACAGAUGAAACACGACAGACCAGUCCUGGGAGUGGGGGCACGGGAGGGGCCAGAGGGAAGCCAAGCUAGGACGGAAGGAGGAGCGAGAGGAGGAGCAGAGAGGCUGAGGGGCUGGACUGAUUGGGGGGGGGGUCCCACAAUAUCAACACCUGGUCCAAGGAAUGUUCCAACUCUAACUAAAAAAAAGAGAUAGCAAGAGUGACUUUUUUUCCUUUUUAAACGUUUAUUUUAAAAACAUGAAGAGGGCCAAGGGUGGUAGGGAGAAAAUGAAUCGCUUUCCCCUGAAAGAGGCAGUUUCAGGAAGGCUGAGGGGAGGUGGUAUAGAGAUUUUUUUAUAUAUAUAUAUAAUUUUAUAGGUUUUGUUUUGCUUUUUGUGUUUAUCUUAAAAAAAUUUUAUUUUUUGGCAGAGAUUUAGUUCUCGCUAUCUUCUAUGGCUGGCUCAACAUGAAGGAUCCCAAUUUUGAAAGGAAAAAAAAGAGCAUGUGAGACACACACAAUACGUGAAAGAGCAAGAGCCGGGCACUGACCUCCGAGCCACUCACAGAGAGGGCUCCCCUGCACACCCCCCCAAUGGUAGCCAUCGCUUUCUCACCAAACAAACAGAAAAAAACCAAAACAAAACAAAGCCCCCAAACAAAACAAAAUGAAAAAAAAAUAAUAGAAUUUUCACAGAUGAAGAAGUUCACAUUCAUUCGAUUCAUUGAGCCUGCGGAGAGGGAAGAGAUAGGAAUUGGUCACUACGAGGAGGGGAGGCAGGGGCGGGAGACGGGGAGCUGGCAAGGAGGGGGCCAGGAAGCCCCUCUCCCUAGCCGGUGGGUGGCCAGCAGGACGUGUCUGUAACUGUCUAGUCAAGUGCUCCAGGGACUCGGCUGAAGUCAGACUGGCUCCUUGAUGGAAGAGGAGAAAGAGGGACACAAAAGCGAGGAGGAGAGAAGCAGGGGCCGCAGAGCAGAGACAGAGAGAGAGAGAGAGAGAGAGAAGCCAAUUCGGGGUUUGGAGGGGAAGGUAGGCGGCUCCCGGCGCAUCACAACAUGAACAAUCUCAGAGAUCACGGUGUCCCCACAACACCCCUGUGAGGUAGGUUGGAAGGUGGCAGCGAUCGUCAUGCCCACUUCACAGACAAGACUGGGACACAGAGACGGGCGCCAGAGCAGAGGCCCAGCCCAGGCGGAGUGGGUGGGGGGCCCCAGGGCCGUCCCCUUGGCAGGCUCCCCGAGUCCCCACCGGAGCCAGGGCCGCCCCGUGCUGGGGCCGCCUACACAGUCACUUGGACACCGGGAUGGGGAAAGAUCGUGGGCUUAAAAAUAAAACAAAAAGAACAAAAACCAAAAAAGUAAUGCAGAGAAGGGAAAAAUGAUCCGUUUUCUUCCCAAGUGGCCAGAUUCUGAGUUAGCAGCCAGGAUGGUGCCCAACGUUUCAGCGGCCGGCUGGCCUGCCCCACCCCCAGGACUACCCACCAGUUCAACAGUUCCACCUUUUAUCUGUCUCGCGCUCUCCCCCAGCAUCACGACAGACAGCGUUACACAGGAACAAGCGGGCCGGCGGAGGGAGGCCUCUUCUUUAACCUCUGGACCCAGCGCACACUUCCCCCGGCUCCUGGGGACUCCCGGAGACCUCCGGCCACAUGGCCCCCGCUGCAGGCAUCAAGGACACACCCCGCAGGGGAAGGGAUUUCCGGCGCUACCCACUAAGGCAGGAUGGACGGUGGCCGGGGGUUGGAAAGAAAA